CCUAGCAAUGAAAGGAAAGCAGUCUUGAGCUGCAAGGAAGUAAUGGGGCUUUGCUCUGCCUCCCUUCCCCCUUCCUGACCCUAAGGCAGACUUGCACAAGUUUAAAACGCUCGGUUUCUCCACCUGGAAACGAGGGGAGGGGGUGAAUGAGUGGCAGAACGCUUGUUCACUGUGGGCAAGGAGCAGUUCUCACCUAAUCCGAGGGACUGCACGCACGAGUCAUUUGACACGCGCUGCCCAGAGGAGACUCAGGGAGACAUUUUGGCUAAGCCCCAGCGGAGCUGGCUGCUGCGGUCAGCUGCAGCAGCCCAACUGGCGACCUACCGGCAGGAAGGAUGCAGAGCUGAAAGCCAGCGUACGUGCUCCACGUGACCGUGUCGUAUAAGACCUAGCUGCCGGCUCUGCCCUCUUCAGCUGCUUCUCUCGGGUGCCCCCUCGCCCCGGUGCCUGGGCUCCCUGCUCUCCACACCUACCGAGUCCCUGCCUCCCCAGCAACCUCCACUGCCGGCACCAUGACAGAUCAAUCUUUUGUGACUUUGUCAACAAAUGACUCCUACGCCAGAGGAGCUUUGGUGCUCGGCUCUUCACUGAAACAACACAGAACGACCAAAAGGUUAACAGUGCUGAUAACCCCGCAGGUCUCUGAGUCUAUGAGGAAAGUUUUAGAGAAGAUUUUUGAUGAAGUCAUCCUGGUUGACAUCUUGGAUAGCAGGGAUUCAGCUCAUCUAACCUUAAUGAAAAGACCUGAAUUGGGUGUCACAUUAACCAAACUCCACUGCUGGUCACUGAUUCAGUAUUCAAAAUGUGUGUUCAUGGAUGCAGAUACUCUGGUACUGACAAAUAUCGAUGAGCUUUUUGAGAGAGAGGAGUUAUCAGCAGCACCAGAUCCAGGAUGGCCUGACUGUUUCAAUUCAGGAGUCUUUGUUUACCGACCUUCCAUUGAAACAUACAAUCAGCUGUUGCAUAUGGCUUCUGAACAGGGAAGCUUUGAUGGUGGGGACCAGGGUUUGCUGAACAUGUUCUUUAGCAGUUGGGCAACAACAGAUAUCAAAAAGCACCUGCCAUUUAUCUAUAAUCUAAGCAGCAUUUCUAUAUACUCCUACCUCCCAGCAUUUAAAGCGUUUGGGGCAAAUGCAAAAGUUGUGCAUUUCCUGGGACGAAUCAAACCGUGGAACUAUACCUACGACCCCAAAACGAAAAGCGUCAGGAGUGACUCUCAUGACCCUACUGUGAUCGACCCACAAUUCCUCACCAUGUGGUGGGAUAUCUUCACCACCAACAUUCUGCCUUUACUCCAGCAUUUUGGAGUUGUUAAAGAUACCUUCACAGCUCUUCACGCGCUUUCGGGUUUGGCCUAUACUCUGGCUUUCUCUUGUGGCUUCUGUAGAAAGGCGGAAGUUACAGAUGCAAUGUUGCAUAUGUCCAUCGGGGACCUCAGCCCUCCCCCCCAACCAUUUGUAUCCUCAGAAGAACGUAAGGAGCGGUGGGAGCAAGGCCAGGCUGAUUACAUGGGAGCAGAUUCCUUUGACAACAUCAAGAGGAAAUUGGACACUUACCUUCAGUAGAAAAUACCUCCAUUUUCUCUGUGCAAACAUCGGCUACACAGGACUGGUUCUGGAUAAUUUAGCAUCUAGAAGUGUUUUGAGUAUGGUUGUUAUGGUUGCUAGCGGCUUUGACAGCAGCUCUACGUUUGAAGGUUUAUAGUACUAAUGUGAAAACUGGACAAAAGUCAAGAAGUAAAAAGCUCAUUUUCUGGUCAAUUAAUUGCUGAGGGACUCUGCCCGAUCAUUCAGAAAAAACUUAAGAAAUUUUCUAUUUAAUGCCAAUUACCAAUAAAUCUGAGAGGGAAUGAAGCCAUUAAGCUAUCUAUCUGCCUCAGCUCCUGAAACCUGAAGAGCUGAGUUCCAAUCAGUUCCUCUUUUAUUUGCCUUGCUCUUUUUCCUAUAGUAGAUAGAUAUUUCAGGAUUGAUCACUUUCCUCAUGGUCCCAAUUCUUCUUUUACAGAAAAGCAAUGUAAUAUUGUCAAAUUGAGUUACAGAUUUAUUAACUGCUUCCACAAAUGGUGACACCCUUUUUAUCUCUUUAAGAAACUGAAGUGGUUUUUUGUUUUUGUUUUUGUUUUUUUUUUACCAGUUUUCUUUGUACAGUAAGGUAGCAUGCUGGAAGGCAGUUCUAUACAUUUUGGGGAUGAGUGAGUUUUCUGAAUGCUUACCUCCAGUGGCACUAUGUACAAAAAAUAAACACUUAACAGUGAAUUUCUGCUCGUCUGUCUUGGCUAAGAACUAGUUUCCUAGAAGAAAAUUGUGCCUUAUACUAGGAGUACUCAUGAUCUAUUUUUUCCCCCUGAAAUAGUAGCUUAAAUUGAAAUGAGCUCUUUUAUGACCACAGUCAAGUUCCAAAGUCCAUCCACUGUAAGGUGUUGAGAUUGCAAUGUCUGUUCAUGAAGAGGAAGGAAUAUCUAUACCACUGAACUCUGUUGUAGAGCUCCUUAGUGUAUUGUGAUGUGAUUAUUUAUUUACAUAUUCAUAUAUAUAAUUGCGUAUAUAUACAGAGAGGAAAGGAGGGGAGAGAGGGAGGGGAAAAAGGGAGAUGAAGAGAAGGAAAAGAGGGAUGGACAGAGGGAGGGAUGGAUGGAUGGAGUGAGUCAUUUUUAAGAGCAAAUUAAGGCUGAGAAAAUUCUAGAAGACACUACUUUGCAAACAGCUGGGGAAAAAACAAAACCAAAUAAUUCUGAUGAUAGUGUGAUUAGACCUGAUAAAUAGAUGGAAGACAAAAUAAAAAUCUACCAUAGCAUCUCA
This is a messenger RNA of Sarcophilus harrisii (Tasmanian devil), 2798 nucleotides long. It is a transcript of the gene GYG1, whose product is annotated as glycogenin 1. The transcript is spliced from 8 exons. Lineage: Eukaryota; Metazoa; Chordata; Mammalia; Dasyuromorphia; Dasyuridae. The record is from RefSeq and is a predicted model, not a curated record. The coding region runs from base 513 to 1565 and encodes 350 amino acids. Gene Ontology annotation, molecular function: glycosyltransferase activity. Gene Ontology annotation, cellular component: cytoplasm.